AUGGCCAGCGGCGAAAAUCUUCAGGGCGUCACCGCCAUGGUGCGAGCUGAAAUGGGCAAUACCGGAGUGAAGGGACUGAUGAAGAACAAGAAAGUAUUCUUCAUCGCCAUGUUUGCCUCAUUUGGUGGUCUACUUUAUGGUUACCAGCAAGGUGUUCUUGGCCAAGCAGUCGUGAUGAAUUCUUUCAUCAGAGACUUCCCUGAAAUCCAUAACAGCUCUUCCAAGCUUGGAUGGCUCACGUCUGUUCUUCAACUUGGCGGUUGGGUCGGAUCUCUCUCAGCUGGUAUUUUCGGUGAAGUGUUCUCGAGAAAGCAUACCAUGUUCGCUGGAGCACUCUGGGUCGUUCUCGGUUCUUUCCUUGCAGCUGGUGCUCACUCAACUACGUAUCUGUACGCUGGAAGACUAUUCACUGGUCUUGGUGUUGGAACUUUGUCUGCCACCGGUCCUUUGUACAACGCAGAAUUAUCUCCACCAGAAAUGCGUAGUUUCUUGAUCGCACUACAACAACUCACGACUACAAUCGGUAUCAUGCUCGCAUAUUGGUGUGCAUUUGGAAGCAAUUACAUUGGUGGUACAGGCGAUGGGCAAUCCGCCCUGGCUUGGCGUCUACCCAUGAUCAUUCAAGGCAUUCCAGCAGUCGUCCUCUGCAUCGGUCUCUUCUUCAUGCCAUACUCACUCCGCCUCCUCGUCAACAAAGGCAAAGACGAAGAAGCCCUCAAGACGCUAUCAUAUCUUCGGAAUCUUCCCGAAGAUCACUAUCUAGUCCAAGUCGAGUUCUUGGAGAUCAAAUCAGAUGCUGAAUUCGAGCGAGAAAUUUUCGACAAGCGAUUUCCCUCAUUGGCGAAAUCUACUGGAAACAGCGUCUGGAGACGAGAGUUCGCGCAGUAUAGCAAUAUUUUCCGCUCCAAGGAUAACUUCAAGCGUGUUGCUCUUGCAAGUUUGGUUAUGUUCUUCCAACAAUGGACUGGUAUUGACUCGAUCAUCUACUACGCUUCUGUGAUCUUCCAAUCUCUCGGCUUGACCAGCAGUACCAUAUCCCUCCUUGCAUCAGGAGUCAUUGGUAUCAUCAACGUUAUGACUACCAUUCCAGCAAUCUAUGUCAUUGACCGAGUUGGACGCAAGCCCUUGAUGAUGACCGGUUCAGCUGGUAUGGCUAUUUGCGAACUCAUCAUUGGUGUUAUCGUUGCUACAUGCGGCCACGAUUGGGCUGCUCAUUCAGCUGCUGGCUGGGCUGCCGUUGUCUUCGUCUGGCUCUACAUCGUCAAUUUCGCAUAUUCUUGGGGACCAGGAUCCUGGAUUCUCAUCGCAGAGAUCUUCCCCAUUUCCAUCCGUGCGAAGGGUACCUCGAUCGGCGCCUCAGCAAACUGGAUGAACAACUUCGUCAUCGUGUUUGUCGUUCCCCCAAUGCUGACUGGCAUCGGUUGGGGAACUUAUGUAUUCUUCGCUGUGUGGUCUGCCGCGGGAGGAAAUUUCAUCUGGUUGUGUAUGCCUGAGACUAAGGGAAAGACGUUGGAAGAAAUGGAUCAAGUGUUUGGAAGUCACACUGCCACUGAAGAUUUGGCGGCUUUUGCAUUAGUACAGGAGAGGGUUGGUUUGACAGCUUUGAUCCGGAGACGCGCUGGUGAAAUGAGUGGUGAGGAAAUUGAUAGCUCGAUGGAGAAGGAUGGGGAGGUUGGAGUCCAGCAUAUCAGUAAGGUCUAG
Mollisia scopiformis is the source of this 1701-nucleotide messenger RNA. RefSeq names its product quinate permease. Lineage: Eukaryota; Fungi; Ascomycota; Leotiomycetes; Helotiales; Mollisiaceae. Gene Ontology annotation, biological process: carbohydrate transport; transmembrane transport. The transcript is spliced from 6 exons. The coding region runs from base 1 to 1701 and encodes 566 amino acids. The record is from RefSeq and is a predicted model, not a curated record. Gene Ontology annotation, cellular component: membrane. Gene Ontology annotation, molecular function: carbohydrate:proton symporter activity.